AUGGGUGUCUGCACGGCUUCCGUGGCAUGGUAUUGCAUUUCGCUGUCUCUUGUCACAGCAGCACUAGUAGCAGCCCAGUCGUCCGAUGAGUUGCUGCUGGGCCGCGUGGCGGAGAUGGAGGAGCAGCUCAACCAGCAGCUGCUGGACGGGCCUGCUGACGGCACCUCCCAGCCCGCCGGAGCUGCCACAACCAAGGCUGCUGCCACUGGCGGAUCUGGCGACGGCGCUGCAGUUGAAUCCUUGCCACCACGUCCCACUUUCACAGAAGGCCUGCUGAAAACCACCACUCUCCCCCGCGGCAUCUACCGCAACAAGCUGAAUAGCACCUUCCUGGAAUACCACCGAAACGUGCACAAGGGGGAGGUAGAACUGCACUGCAUGGGCAGCACCUGCCCGAACCUAGACAGCUGCGGCUCGGCAUUCCCGAACGUGCGAGCCUGCUUCUGGCCGAACCUCGUGGACGAGGAUUAUAUUUACCCUGACCAGCCUGAGAACUGCCCGAAGCUGUCGAAUUGGGAUGAGGUUGGGGCGAAGGGGGCGGAUCCUAGGUGUACCCACCCUGGGGAUAAUCUGAGAUUUGAUAAGUAUGUGCCGCAGUAUUAUGAGAUCAAGGACGUGUUUGUGGAUGCUAACGGGGUGCUCUUUAACGAGUCGCUGCACUUCUUCCGCCACGGCUGCUUCAAGGACAAAGAGUUCGCCUACCACGCCAACCAGACCAGCGUGCAGCACUACCACCGCCUCAUAUCGCUGCUGUACCAGCUGGGCGGGGCUUUCUACCACACGCUCAUCGAGGUGGUGCCGCAUUUCCUGCUGCUCGCCCCUCUGCUGAAAGACAACCCCGGCAUGCCCAUCGCUGUCAGCCGCAAACAGCUGAAGAUGUAUGACUCUGUGCUACACCCCAUCGUGGGCAUCACCUCGCGUGUGCUGAACCUCGUUCUCGUGGACGAUCGGAACCAGAAGAUGCUGCUGCAUGCUGACAUGGCGUACCAGCCUGUGUUCCAAGCAUGCGGCAGGGCAGCGCCAGCCGUGUGGCGGGAGCUGAGGCGGCGCUACCUCGUGCCAUCCGACGGCCUCCCCAUGUUCGGCCCGGGCUUUGCUCCCCGGCACCCUGGCAACAGCAGCAGCAGCAAUGACAGCACUGGGAACAGCAGCACCACCGCCACCAACAGAAGCAGCACCGCCACCAACACUAACAGCAGCAGCAUCCCCCCUCCGUGGACGGACGAGCAGAUGGCUCGGCUGCCCGCCAGCUGGCUCGCUGUGAUUGCUCGGCGCCACAAGUCCAAGCGGCGCAUUGCUGGCUUCCCGCAAUUGGUGGAUUCCAUGAAGCAGAUCUUCCACCCCUCUAGGGUCUACGUGUUCGAUGGCAAGCUGAAUGUCACCCAAGCCAAAACCGUGUUCAACAGGGCAGCGGUGUUUGUGGGGCUGCACGGGGCAGGCCUGGCCAACAUGGUCUUCAUGCCCCUCAACGCCAGCAUAUUUGAAAUCCGCCCGCGCGGCUACCCCAACCCCUGCUACCACCAUCUCGCCACCGCCACCCAGAUGCACUACCAUUUGAUCCUCGGGAACGGUACCAAGGACAGCGAGUUGAAGUUCAACCACACGGAGGCUGUGGAAGUGCUGAGACUGAUUGCCAAUCGCACGAGAGCAAGAAUGUCGGCUGAAAAGUUCGAGUCGAUUAAUCUGUUGCCGCCGCUGGAAGCGGUGGGGGAGGAGGAUUGGAAGGAGAGGGCUGGGCUGGAUGGGGAGGAGGAGGAGGAAAAUGGCGGAGGGGGGAAUGCGGAGUUGACUAUUCCGCUUGAGCUUAUGGCGGAUGUGACUCUAAAGGCGCUGAAUGACACAGAUGUAGGGGCGGAGGAGCAGGAGGAGGAGGUGAAGAGUCUGGAUGAAGAGACUAAAAAGAAGAUGGAGGGAGAGAGGGUGGUAACGAUUGGGGAGUUGAGUGAAGAUUUGAAACGGGCUGAGAUGAAACAGGUGCAUGUGAAUUCAGGGGUGUCACAUGAUAAGCGCAAGGCGAUUCUUAACUGUACGGGCGGCCCGUGCCCGGAUUUUUCGGGCAGGGCCGCAACUUCUACCACGGGCUCACCGAUUGGACGGCCUCCCUUCAUCCUCACCCCUAUAUCCCCGCAGUUCGAGUACAAGAAGGGCACAAAGGUGCAUAGGUUGAAGCGAGUGGUGAACCUGGCGUACUAUCAGGGCCGCAACUUCUACCACGGGCUCAUCGAAUGGACGCCCCAGCUCUUCCUCCUCAGCUCUCUGCUGCACGCCCACCCCACCAUCCCUCUGCUCGCCAUCCACGACCAGUGGGAUUUCUACGAGAAUAUAUCAAAGCCUAUUAUAGGAGUGGAGCAAUUCGCUAUGAACCGACUCAAUAUAAGCCGCGGGGAGCUCUUCUAUGCCGAUGAGGUGUACCUGCCGCUAUACCAGGCAUGUGGCAAGGCUAGCCCCUCUCUCUGGUCGCUCCUCCGCUCCCACUUCCUCCUUGCCCCGCAAGGCCUCCCCAUCUUUCCGCCCACCACCUGGAUCCAACGGCCAGGAUUGGCCGAUCCGGUGAACCAGACCGAGGCGGCAACAGUGCCGCCUGACUGGAUGGUGCUGCUUGUGCGGCGGCCAGGUGUCAAGCGCUCAUUGGACCGCUGGGACGCGCUGUAUGAGUCGGCCGUAUCGGUGUUCUCUCUCAACCGGGUCCAUGUGCUAAAUGGCUCCGUGCCUAUGCUCAAAGCUCGGUCGCUGUUUCGAAGAGCGAGGCUGCUUAUAGCGGGACACGGAGCAGCAAUGGCAAACAUGGUCUUCAUGCGACCCAACAUGACAGUCUACGAGAUUCGACCCGACAAGAGCAACAACGCGUGUUACCACCACCUAGCACAUGCAUGUGGGCUCCGAUAUUACCUGACGUUUGGGGAUGGGGAUGGGGAGAGCGUAGUGAAGAUUGAUGUGGGGAAGGUUACAGGGGUGUUGAAGGAAAUUGCCAAGACGUUUCCGCCUUUGCCAGGGGACGAGCAUCCAGAUGACGUGUCGAUCUUUGGGGAUGGAUAA
This is a messenger RNA of Closterium sp. Naga37s-1, 3036 nucleotides long. Lineage: Eukaryota; Viridiplantae; Streptophyta; Zygnematophyceae; Desmidiales; Closteriaceae. The record is from the annotation of a GenBank genome assembly.